Molecule: messenger RNA, 6203 nt
Organism: Phyllopteryx taeniolatus (common seadragon)
Lineage: Eukaryota; Metazoa; Chordata; Actinopteri; Syngnathiformes; Syngnathidae
Gene: usp42
Product: ubiquitin specific peptidase 42
Exons: 18
Coding region: 1268-4708 (1146 amino acids)
Biological process (GO): regulation of apoptotic process; protein deubiquitination
Cellular component (GO): nucleus; cytosol
Molecular function (GO): cysteine-type deubiquitinase activity; cysteine-type endopeptidase activity
Source: RefSeq, a predicted model, not a curated record
GGUACACAUUUUGCCACAUGCGUUUUGGAGAUUUCGUUACGCUCCAGUGAAACCAACAUUGAACAUUUUGGCCAUACUGUAAUUCCAAAAGGUAUGUUUGCCACAAACACAACACUGCUGAUCACCUAAAAGAAGUGUGGUGGCAGCAGGCUGCUUUGGGGCUGCUUUUCUUUGGUUGGACAUGGGGCCUCAGACAAGGUGGAGGGAGUUACAAAUAGUUAAAAAUAGCAGUUGGUGUUAGCAGAAAACCUUUAUGCUUCUGGUAGAAAGUAAAAAAAAAAAAUGGGUUGAGUUUGAAUGUGAUUGGUUAAAUAUCAACAAAGCUGCGUAAUCAUAAAGCACCACAGAUUAGAGGGUGUGUGCACUUGUUCAACCACAUUAUUUCAGUUAUUUUUACUUCCUCUCUGGAUAAGAUUUUUUUUCCCCCCUCAAUUGAGAUGUGUCGUCACAGUUGUAUUAGUCACAUUAAGGUUGGAAAAAAGUUUUGAAAAGAUUGAUCUUGGUCUCAUUUUUUGUGCAUCACAAAAAUUGACAUUUGAACAGGGGUGUGUAGACUUUUUAUACUGCAAGGGUGAAUGUGAUUGAAUGGUGUACCCUUGAGAUUGCUGGUUACCAAGCCAGGGCAUAAUACCGCACUUCUCACUUUUAUAAGAGAAUCGAUCGUUUAUUCAGAUACUGUAUAUCUGCUACAACGUCAGUCAAAAUAUGUUUCGAAUCCAUCAGCGUCAUUUUUUUCAAGUUGAUUUGUAUGUGUGUAACGCGCACGGUGAUGUUUGUGCGUGUACACAAAGGUCGGCGGCACGAACGUGCGACGGAUCUUCACGCAACGCGUCGAACGCAAAUCAAACCGCGGAAGUAGCCAAUCACGGCUCUCGUUUGGGCCCAGGUACCCGGAUGUUUCUGUGGACGGAUCAUCUACGUCAUUGUUCACCGCCGGACGGACGCCCGCUUGGAAAUAACCAAUGGCUUUACAAUCGCUACAAACGGGCUUUUAACAACAUUCCAGUGAUGAUUUUGAGAUGAGGAUUCUGCCCGAUGCCAGCGAUAUGUCACCUACAAUUUGGCUGGUGAGGUGACUGUACCCCGUCUCCCUCGCCCAAAGUCACCUGAAAUCGGCUCCAACUCACCCGCGACCCAAACGAGGACAGGCGCUACAUAACGUUAAACUUUAAUUAGCCACAGACUCACUUGAAAUAUUUGAACAAAGCAGUGAUUGUUGCUGAUUCUAAAAUCUUUCAUGUGUUUCCCCCACCCGCAGCAAUGAACUAUGACCAUUGUUGACAGAUCCUCCGAAAAUUCUGACCACGAGUCAGUCGGUUGCAAGAGAUCCCCCUUCACCAGUGGAGACGGGAUGGACAGCAGCUGUUCUAGCAGCUGGGCGGUGGGCUCCACCCUGCCCACCGACUCGCCACGACUGAAGGGUCCAGGGGGCUGCUUGGGCCCGACGCCUGGUGCUGUUAUCUACAAUAGUACGCCUUCCUCCGUGGACCGACCCAAAGAGCAAGUGUUGUGCAGCGGCGACGGCAUCGACGUGCCGCAGAAGGUCCUCUUCUCUCCCGAGCGCCUCAGCCUAAAGUGGAACCAGGUUCACCGCAUAGGCGCCGGCCUGCAGAACAUGGGCAACACUUGUUUCCUCAACUCAGCACUACAGUGUCUCACUUACACGCCCGCAUUUGCCAACUACAUGCUGUCGCGGGAGCACUCGAAAACAUGUCACGAGCCGGGCUUCUGUAUGAUGUGCACCAUGCAAAACCACAUCAUUCAGGUUUUUGCUAACUCUGGGAAUGUUCUUAAGCCAAUUGGUGUGCUGAAUGAGCUCAAAAGGAUUGCAAAGCACUUUCGCUAUGGAAGCCAGGAGGAUGCCCAUGAAUUCAUUAGGUACACGGUGGAUGCUAUGCAAAAGUCCUGCUUACCUGGAACCAAAUUGGACAGGCAAACGCAGGCAACCACUUUCAUUCAUCAGGUAUUUGGUGGUUACCUAAGGUCCAGAGUUAAAUGUUUAAACUGCAAAGGAGUCUCUGAUACAUUUGACCCUUUUCUGGAUAUCACUCUGGAAAUCAAAAUGGCACUCAGUGUCUCAAAAGCCCUGGAGCAGUUUGUCAAGCCAGAGCAGCUGGAUGGAGAGAAUGCCUACAAGUGCUCCAAGUGCAAAAAAAUGGUCACAGCCUCAAAGAGAUUCACUAUCCAUCGCAGUUCCAAUGUGCUCACACUGUCUCUGAAACGCUUUGCCAACUUCAGCGGAGGAAAAAUCACAAAAGAUGUGAAAUAUCCCGAGAACCUGGACCUGCGGCCCUUCAUGUCCCAGUCGCAAGGGGAGGCCCAGCACUACGGGCUGUACGCUGUUCUCGUCCACUCUGGAUUCAGCUGCCACGCUGGACACUACUUCUGCUAUGUUAAGGCAAGCAAUGGUCAGUGGUUUCAGAUGAAUGAUUCCUCUGUGACUGUCAGUGACAUCAGGUCUGUUCUGAACCAGCAGGCCUAUGUCCUUUUCUACAUCAAGUCCAGUGAUGGAAAGAAAGAAGGGGACUAUUGUCACAUGACCCAUAACUCUGCUGUACCUGGUCAGUCGUCACCCAGACCAGUGGCGAUACCCCGCAUCAACACCGCCGGCCACCACAACAACAACGUCUGCUUCAUUGGACCGCAGCUGCCCCCACACAUGGCCAAGAACUCUCUCCACAUAAAUGGGAAUGGAUCUUUGAGGGAUUGUCCCAAGCCCAGCACCAGCAGCAGUGUUACGGGAAAACCGAACCACGGUGCGGCCUCCUCGUCUUGCACAUCCCACUCAGCCAGCCAGGCGUCAGUGAUCCCAGAGCACGACAAGCGCCUGAAGCUGUCGUUCUGCAUCGGCCAAGGCAAACAGAAUCGCCCCACCUCUUCCUCGUCCUCUGCCAGCGGCUCCUCCGCCUCCUCGUCCUCCAGCUCUUCAGCCGCCUCCUCCUCCCAGUCUACCUCAGAUGCUCGCUUCAUCCCACGUCAGCUUAACCACGUAAACGGCACGGCGCGCAGUAACGGGGAUCACCAGGUCGGAGGCAACGGACCGUCGUCCUUGGUUCCGUACAGCCAAGAGCUCUCAGAGGAGUCGGACCAGGAGAACGGCGGAUCCCUGGAUAACGGCUGCUCAGUCAAGAGUCACCUUAAUGGAGACAAAAAAACGAGGGAUGAGUUUGCCAAGGCUCCCCCGGCAGCCAAUGGGGACUCUGAAGCGCACCACAAUGGCAACGGUUUGAAUGGAAUUACACACAGCAUAUCGAAAACCAACCAAAAUGGACACCGUUAUGGACUUCAAAAAGUCAAUGGACAUAAUAGUGCUGAAAGAAUCUCAGACAGUAAUGAUGGAAGAUUGUCAUCGGAGGGGACUUUCACUGUGAAUGGACUGGACACUGACCACUUUCAACCAAGCAAAGAGGCGUCCCAGGCUAGUUCUGUUCAGAGGAUCCAACCUGCUGCCAGUGAAAGCCAGCACAUUGCUCCUGAUGUAAGGGCUACACGUCUGUCCGAUCCCCCGCCUCAGCAAGCAGCCUGCGAAGCAGCGGCCGCUUCCGCCAACAAGAUCCAUUCCUCCACAUCGAGCGAGUCCGCAUCCAUCAGCCCUGCAGCCUUACCCACCUCGCCAGACUCCUCCCACAGCACCAGCGGCACGUGCGCGGUUCUACCGAAGGUUCCCGUUCGCACAGAUGAAGUCAAAGACGUACCGCUGACCAGUGGUUCAUCGGCAGCAGCCUCCGAAGGGCGUGCGGAUGUGAAGGAGCAGCUCCAAGCCGGUCCCGCUUCCAGAGGCUACGAAAGGCGGUCGUCUCGGGAAAGGGGUCGAGACAGGGUGUACUCGUCCGACUGGAGCAGGGACAGAGACGGUUACUUCAGGGACAGGAGUCAGGAGCGGGACGCGAAUCGCUACAGACGGAACUACAGAGACCACCACUACCACCACCGCUCAUACAGGGAUCCGGAUUAUUACUAUCGGGACUGGGAGAGCGAGCGUCGCUGGGAUCGGACCGUUCACCACCCCAGGGAGCGGGACCGCGACCGGUGCUCACACCACUACCACUUCUAUGACCACCAGCGAUCCAGGGAAGAGCGCGAUUACGAACGCUGGAGCUACGGCCACCGCCAGUCUCACGGCCGCUGGAGGCGGCAGCAGGACGGUCGGGAAUUUCGCGGGAUGAGGGACGACGGCAGGGAAGGGGACAGCUACCCCUGUAAAGACGCUUGGGCGUCGUCCACCACGCGAAGCAGGUCGCCGCAUCGGAACGCUCUUCCGCUGUCGGAGGAACAAAAUCAUCGAAGGAGCGGUCGCUCGGAAGAGCGCCACAGCAAGAGACACAAAAAGAGCAAGAAGAAGAAGUCAAAGGAUAAAGAGAGAUACCGUGAGAGUGGGGGCUCCGACUCGGACCGAGGCUGUGAAGUCAAAAAGAAGAAAAAGCGGCGGCACCAGAGUGAGCAGCGCAGCCCGGACGGCCGCAGCCACAAGGCUCGCAGCAGCGAGGAACACGAGUGCCGCAAACGGCGCCGCCUCCAGGACGGCAGGCACGGCAAAGACGACUGCUCCACGGAGAAACGGCGCCGCCUCGACGACGACGUCAGCCGCGAUGCCGCCGGCCCCUCGUACAGCACCUCCCCUACCGCGCCUGCACACGGGCCAUUUCACAGCCACCUUAAUGGACACACAGGAAACGGUUACAGCCAAGCCAGCGUUGUCUCCCAUUGAUGGUCCAGCGUACUGAGCAGUACCAUGAAGCACUGACCAACCCCCUGCCCAAAUAUACAGCGGAGGAAUGAUUCAACGACAUGGUGCUUCAUUGAGAAAUAAUUGUAUUUUUACCACAUGUCAAGUGUUUUAAAUAUUCACUUUUUAAAGCAUCGAUUUAGUUGCAGUAACUCUCCCACUCCUGUCGGACGUGAACGAUGAGAAAUAUUAAUAUAUACAUGUACGGAACACACAAAGCCUGGAGCUUAAAACAUCUCAACUGCUGCUCAGUGGAACUCAGGACUUGAAAACUCAUCAUCAUCCACUCGCUUCAUGUUAAAGGAAAACCCAACGCUGCUGAAAAGAAGUUUGGAAGGUCGCCACGUGCGUAGAUGAUUUUGAGUUUUCUUCAUCUUCACCACUGGGAGGGGCAAAUUGGUGGGAGGUGUGGAAUUUAUGAACAAAACCAACAAGCAACGCUUGACUCACUGAUACCUCCACGAUACCCUGAACUGACUUGAGCACAUUUCCCUGAGUUUUAUUUUCAAACACACGCUGGUAUUUUUCAACUUGUUUUGCUUUUUCUCUAAGUCAUUCCUUUCUGUCUCUCUUUCAGCUCACAAUCUGUUUUAACGAAACUGAAAAGAAAAGGACAAUAUAAUAAUGCUGUCGGACCAUUUGUAUUGCUUAUUAAUGGAGAGAAAAAUCUGAUUUGCGUCUUCUAGCAUCAUAAGGAAUACUGUGAAUUUAAUUUUUCAACUGUACUAUCAGUUACUUUUAUAUAUAUAUAUAUAUAUAUACACAUAAAAGUCCUGCAUCAGGAUUAUAAAUGGAUGUUGUUUUGGUUUAUUUGUUUUUAGACUAACUUGUUAAUUCUGCUCAUAUUGUCUGGACUAAAGUCAGCCAUGAGUAUGGAUUGUGUUUUGUUUUGCAACUUUUUGACAGAAGUUGAAAACUUAUUCCUUUUAAUUUAGCAUGUUAGCAUUUAUACAUUGUACAAGGUAAAUGCCUUAAAAUACAUUUUGUUAAUGUCAGAAAUUGUACUGUUGUCUUUGACUUUUUGGUUAAAAAAAAAAAAAUGCACUGAAAUAGCUGGAAAACUGAUGGAAGGGAUGAAUUCAAAAUAUUUGGGAGGGGCAGUGGGAAAUUUGUUUUACUUUUUACAAAAUAGAUAUGUAAUAUCCAUGUGUACACCAUUACAGUAAAUAAGCACUUAACUGAAUGCAACCUGAUAAACAUCUGUUCAAAGGUCUAGUCAUUUUAGAAAAAAAAGAAGCCCCGAGAGAAUCUCAUGGCUUAUGAAAUAACCAAAGAACUGCUCAGCGGUCAUAUAAUUAUUUUUCAAAAUCCUGUAAUUUUUUUUCUGUCUUUUUUUACACCCCCGUCAUCUGUUUGCAUCUUUAUCGUCCUGUCAUUUACACACAUCAUCAUGAUUGUAAAUUGUUGAACUAAACCGUGAAUUAAUGGGCAUUCAAUGACUUGCAAACUAUAUAAAAACAAGGAAAAAAAACCAUUA